AUGAAACGUAUUCGUUCCUGAAAGUUCGUAGCUUUGAGACAAAAAGCAAAAUGAACCAGGAGGACGACAAGGGCAGCUCUUGCUCCACAGGGGAUUUGAACCUAUGCCCCAUCUGCCUCGGACCCAUCGUUCAAGAUUCCUACCUUGAUAAAUGUUUCCAUAAGUUUUGUUACACUUGCAUUGUACAAUGGACCAAAGUAGUUGCUGGCAAGCUGUCUCGCCCGCUUCCCUCUGUAAAAUGUCCUCUCUGCAAGACUGAAAAUUUUUCUAUUAUACAUGGAUAUGAUGGAAAUUCUUUUCAACAGCACCAUAUCAAUCAGGAUUUUGAACAUAGUUUUGUAUUAACAAGAGGACACAAGUACAGAUUACAGUGCUAUUACUCUGAACCAGGUGUCGUAAGUGACAUAUUCAAUGCAUCACGGUAUUGGAAGUCUCGUAAGUACCUUCAGCCAAACCGCUGGCUCCAAAGUUGGUUGAGAAGGGAAAUUCAAGCUCUGAUGCAGGAGGAAGAUGUUGACAUUAUUGUGCACCACAUACUUGGUGUAAUUGACUCAUUUGUAUCCCGGAACGAGCCAAAAAGUCAUGUAAAAAUUCCUGAAACGAAAGGAGAAGAGUUGAAGGCUUUAGUCUCUGACGCUGCAAGGCCCUUUCUAGGAGCAAGAACAGAUCGAUUUAUAAACGAGGUGGAACUAUUUCUUGCUUCAGGUUUGAACAUUGAAGCCUAUGAUGCUGUGUACAUGCAGAGAUUAGGUUGGAGUUUUCCUGGAGUCACCAGUGAGGCUUCUGAAGGAGCACUUAGUGGACAGACAACUGUAAUUCCAUACCUGUAUAUAUUUGAUGCAGACUCUGAUGGACCUGAUUAAAUAAACUUCUUACAAUUUGUCAUUUUUUUCA
Molecule: messenger RNA, 894 nt
Organism: Juglans regia (Persian walnut)
Lineage: Eukaryota; Viridiplantae; Streptophyta; Magnoliopsida; Fagales; Juglandaceae
Exons: 7
Coding region: 51-863 (270 amino acids)
Molecular function (GO): metal ion binding
Source: RefSeq, a predicted model, not a curated record